UAAAUUCGUUAAUUUUUACAAUUUGGCAUUUAUAGGCAGUUACUCGCAAGCGACGACACUCGGCAUCACAAAAUUAUUUCCACGCGCAACUGAAUAAUAGCAUAGGCCCAGCUGCUGGCAAUAGCAGCGGUGGCAACGCGUCACUUAUGCAGAACAAUAACAACAAUGAAAUCGCCGAUUUAAAUAACUAUGUGUUGAAGUCGUCGUCGUCGUCGAAUGCCAAUGAGUUGAGUUUUAAAAAUUUGCUUAACGUUUCGCUGCGUUUUGGUGCCGCUGCGGCUGCUGCCGUUGCCGCUUCUCAUGCCAAGAAAGGCUCCGAUUAUGGCAGCAGAAAUAUUUGUGGCGCAGAUAUUGCAUAUGGUUGCGAUGCAACUGCAGCGGCUGCAAGAAAUCAUACGAUCAUUACCUGCAAAUACCACUUGACUGCAAUCGAACCGCUGUCAAUGCACAAUGAUGACGAUGGUAUCGAUGAUGUUGGUUUAUUUGGUAGUGGUAACAAUGGCAGUGGCAUCACAGCGGCACCGCUUUCGUGCCUCAUCGACAAGAACCAAUCCAUAUUGAAGCAUGUAACCAUGGUGUCCCGACCGUUGACGCGUUAAAAUCAUCUUCAUAGGCUGUCUCAGUAACUAAACAAAAAAAAAGGUUUUCGUCAUUUUCUUGCAGGUGCUUGGAAUUUGGAUCUUGUUGAGUGGAUCGGCAGUUAGCGUGGAAGAAUAAAAGCUCAAUCACUUUCUGAAAUAAAAUACUUCGGUAGCAGCAACUACAGCAAUUCACAUGGACUAAGCAAAUAAAAUCUGUCGAUCAGACGGCGGCGCACAUUAAAUGGUGUGCGCCGACGGUGUACUAAAAGCAAAAAAAAAAAAAACUCCAAUAUAUAUAGUAUAUAUGUAUACACAUAUAUACAUAUAUACGAGAGAUAAUUCAUGUUAAUUUUCGUAAAUUUAGUUACAUAGAACAGCAACUAGUAGCUUAUCGUUUAUGUGUAUAAAUUUAUUUAAUGCCUUACUUAGUUUCUUUGACUUUUUUUUUUUUAUAAAUGUUGUAAAAUAUUCAUAUACAUACUACUCUCAAACAUAUAAGGAAUCGCUUUUUGUAAGCAAUUAAAUAUAUACAUACACGCAAGCACACAUAGAUACGGGAACCCACUAAAAAUACUUACGUAUGUACAUACAUUUGUUCGAACUAUGUGUAGUAACGAUAUCAAGCAUUACAACUAUAUAUAACUUUUGACUUCAAUUUACUUUCGUUGGCGAUAUCUUUGCUUUAUCUUUUUUUUUGACCCCAUCAGCAUCUAAUAAUCUAUUUCUUUUCACAAAAUUUAAACAUUAAAAGCCCUUAAAAAGUUGAAUGCAACAAAAAAAAAAA
Molecule: messenger RNA, 1365 nt
Organism: Rhagoletis zephyria (snowberry fruit fly)
Lineage: Eukaryota; Metazoa; Arthropoda; Insecta; Diptera; Tephritidae
Source: RefSeq, a predicted model, not a curated record